Molecule: messenger RNA, 1173 nt
Organism: Medicago truncatula (barrel medic)
Lineage: Eukaryota; Viridiplantae; Streptophyta; Magnoliopsida; Fabales; Fabaceae
Product: CCR4-NOT transcription complex subunit 9
Exons: 9
Coding region: 95-1015 (306 amino acids)
Biological process (GO): mRNA catabolic process
Cellular component (GO): CCR4-NOT complex
Source: RefSeq, a predicted model, not a curated record
AUAAAACCCAAAAAUUAAACUGAUAAAAUUGAAUGCUUAUCCUGUAAUAUCACCUACUCAAUAUACGACAAACUUUUCUCCUCAAUUGAUCUCAAUGAAGAACAUUGCGUCGUUUGUAAGUCCUAUAGGUGCUUCUAUCAAAUCUAGCACCACUACACAAAGCAUGUCAUCCAUGGAACGCCUUGUUAUUGAACUCAGCAAUCCUGAUCUCAGGGAAAAUGCUCUUCGUGUUCUCUCCAAGUUUCAAAGGAUCAGGUUAUUUCCAGAACUUGCUCCUUUAUUAUGGAAUUCUUAUGGUACUAUUGCAAUACUUGUACAGGAAAUAACUUCAAUAUAUCCUACUAUCCAACUGUUGAAUCUUACUCAGACACAAUCAACUCGAGUGUGCAAUGUUCUGGCACUACUUCAGUGUGUGGCAUCUCACCCUGAUACAAAAAUGUCAUUUCUCAAUGCUAGCAUGCCUUUAUAUUUUUAUCCAUUCCUUCAAACAACAAGCGAGUUAGCCCAAUUUGAGCAUUUAAGACUUGCUAGUCUUGGAGUCAUCGGUGCGUUGGUGAAGUCACAGGUUAACACCAAAGAAAGCAUAGAUUUUCUUCUUAGAAGUGAGAUAAUUCCACUAUGCCUAUGCAAUAUGGAAAUCGGCAAAGAAUUAUCCAAAACUGUUGCAACAUUUAUAAUUCAAAAAAUUAUGUCAAAUGAUGAUGGUUUGAUUUAUAUUUGUGGAACAGCAGAACGUUUUUUUGCAGUAGUUCAAGUUUUUAACAUGGUAUUGGAAAGUGUUGGCAAUCAACCUUCACAUCGAUUGAUGAAACUUCUGAUUCCAUGUUAUUCUCUUUUGUCUCAACAUCAUAGGGCUUGCAAUGCAUUAAAAAGGCGACUUCCAAAUAUGCUGAAAACUGUCAAUACCGUCAAUUGCCUUCGCGAAGAUGAAAUAACUUGGAGUUGGGUAAUGAAGUUGCAUGAAAAUAUUGGGGUGAACCAGGUUCCCUUAGUACCAGGUGGUGGGAAUCAAUGAUAUUGCAAGGUCAUGCUUAUCUUUUUAUUUGAGAACUUGAUUUAAGUUAAUAAUUGCUUAUGUAUUAAGUUGUAAUAUUUACUUUGUGUUUAAACAUGUUACUAGGUUGUUUUAACAAAUUUGAAUGUAUUAUUAAUUAUGGGAUUCUUUUGUUUUAA